AGGGUGUCCAUCUAGUUCCCGUCAGCGCUUUCGUCCUGAGAAUCGCAGGACGUGCAUGAUGUUUCUUCCUGUCCUACGACCCGUCCAGAAAUCCGCAUCGCGGCUGCUGCUGGCCGGCACCAAUGCAGCAGUGGAGAUCUCAGACCAUGGCGUGCCCUUGGAGGUGCAGCCUCCGACCACUGCGGUCUACCCCAACUGGAGCCAAGCGGUGCAGAUCGACCCGCGGCUGACCGCAGCACAAUGGCAGGGAGCUCGAUGGCCCGUGGCGGUCGAGAAUCUGUUGGCCGGCGCAAGCGGCUCCAGAAGUUCGCGCGAGCCGCAGGAAGAGCAGGAUACCACCUUGGAGUCACAGCCAGAUCAGGGCAGACAGGCUUCAGAGACAGGUGCCCAGUGCAUGUGGCAGCUAGAUGCCCAUGCUGCUUUUCCCCCCGGCGCCUGUGUGUGGCCAGCUGUCUUUAUGACCAGCGAUGGCUGCUUCAGCGCUGGUUUUCCUGUGGCUAGUGUACCUGCAGAUGUUCUGCAGCCGCCCGUGCAGCAGGCGCAGACAGGCGACGUCCAGGGCCAGGAGGCCGCGUCUAGUGGCUCCUCGUCACCACGAGGGCUGCGGACGUCCGCCAGCCGGAAGCAGCGCCGCCGUUUGAAAGCCGCGGCAGACAGUGCUGCAGCUGACGAAGUACAGCUGAAAGCACAGCCUGCGCUACCUGGCCUCAUCACGGCACCGCGGGCCGAGGCUCCGGCACUGCCGUCGAGCCCGCUCGCCGAGGAGCCUCAGCAGCUGUGGCCGCCGACCCCCGAGUCAACGCCCCCGUGCACGCCGCGGUACAUGAAUAGCAUGCCCACCUUCUGCGCGUUUCCAGGCGUGUGGCAGAUGGAGAUGCCCGUAGCAAAUGAGAGCUUCCAGGUGUCCCAGGCAGUGACGGAGGACAUCCCCGACGAGGAGACCCAGGCAUGCGAGCAGAUGAUCUGCCAGCUGGACGACGAAGCUGGGCGAGCCGAGGUGCUGGAGCUCCUGUGGAGCUCCGCCUGGUCCAUGUCCUGCAGCCCCGGCGGCACGCGGGUGGUGCAGAAGGCCCUGGAGGUGGCCGACACACCGGAGCGUAUGGCUUUAGCCGAGCAGUUGCGGGGGCACGUGAAGGAAGCUUUUGCUUCGCCCCACGCAAACCAUGUCCUUCAGAAGUGCAUCGAGCUCAUCCCGCCGGAGCGCCUCGGCUUCGUGCUGGCGGAGAUGCAGAGCCACACGGUGGCCGCGGCGCGGCACCGCUACGGCUGCCGAGUGCUGGAGCGCCUCCUGGAGCAUUGCCCCACUGAACAGACCGCGCCGCUGGUCGAGGAGGUGCUGGCCGGGGCGCCGCAGCUCUGCCGCCACACCUUCGGCAACUUCGUGGUGCAGCACGUCUUGGAGCACGGGACGGUGGCGCAGAAGCACCGCAUCGUGGAGGUGAUCCAUGCCGACAUCCAGCGCCUGGCCCGGCAUCGGGUGGCCAGCCACGUGGUGCGUUGCGCCCUGAAGCACAGCGCUCCUGAAGACAGGCACAAGCUGGUUCAAGCCAUUCGGAAGGACCCAGCGGACCUCGCGGAUUUGGCCCACCACCACUGCGGCAGCUUCGUGGUCCGUGAGAUGCGCCGCGCUGACGGUGCCCGGCACUGAUGCCGCAAACCGCCGGACUCUGGGCCGUUUGGGCCCAAGCGCUCCCGCGAUUCUCCCUCGCGGAGAGACCGAAAUUCGCCGAUUUCUGCUGGCGGCCCAUUUUUGGCAGGUCGCGUCAAGUUGGCGGAGAGUCGGGAUGGCGUGAUUCGCUUCCUGAAACGGCAGGAUGGCUUUGCUUGACCUGCACCGCGACGCCAGCAAACGUUCCGCUUUCGACUGGCCUUUUGCAAACCGGCACAUGACAACUGGCAGAGGCCAGGCGCUCAAUCCUUUUGUCCGGAGGCUGUACGUGUCACAGUCAGCAAAGGACGCAGCUUAACGCUGGCAGUGGAUUGACUGGCCACCUGUUGUUUGUAUUCAACUAACCAAUGA
This is a messenger RNA of Effrenium voratum, 2020 nucleotides long. The record is from the annotation of a GenBank genome assembly. Lineage: Eukaryota; Dinophyceae; Suessiales; Symbiodiniaceae.